AUGGCUGCAUCUAGUAAGAGCCCAGAACGCAUCGCUGAACUCCGACAGAGUGAUGUGCCGGUCCCAUGGUGUGACGAGUUUGAGAAGAUGAUAAGCGGCAUGAACUUCAACACGGGGAACUCGCAGGAAAUGAUGGAGUAUAAAUUAGCUACAAAGAGGAAACUCCUCUCUUUUAACGAUGAUAGUAUUCCUGAAGGUAGCACCUUAGCCUCAUUAAAAUCAAGACGCAUGGCAUUAGCAAAAGAGAUUUUCGGUAAACUAGGCCAAGACGUCACCAUCGAGCCCCCCUUCUUUCUCCUCUGGGGAUGCAACACAUUCAUCGGAAACGGCGUCUACAUGAACAGAGAGUGA
This is a messenger RNA of Fusarium tjaetaba, 351 nucleotides long. RefSeq names its product galactoside o-acetyltransferase. The record is from RefSeq and is a predicted model, not a curated record. The transcript has 2 exons. Gene Ontology annotation, molecular function: acetyltransferase activity. Bases 1 to 351 code for a protein of 116 amino acids. Lineage: Eukaryota; Fungi; Ascomycota; Sordariomycetes; Hypocreales; Nectriaceae.